Messenger RNA from Phalaenopsis equestris, 1168 nucleotides. RefSeq lists its product as uncharacterized. Lineage: Eukaryota; Viridiplantae; Streptophyta; Magnoliopsida; Asparagales; Orchidaceae. The record is from RefSeq and is a predicted model, not a curated record. The transcript is spliced from 10 exons. Bases 84 to 1130 code for a protein of 348 amino acids. Gene Ontology annotation, molecular function: catalytic activity.
AACGAAUAAGUUAUUCAAGCUCUGCAAACCGCUUUCCUUUCCCGAGAAGGAAAGAGAGCGGCGAGCGAGGUCGGCGACGGAGGAUGUCGAUGGUCAGCAGCAGAGGAUCGGCGGCUUCGGUUAGGGUGUCGGGGAGUGAAUUCCCUUCUUUCCUACCCAAGGAGGUGGAGAGGAUAAGAGAUCGGCAUUUCAGGGAGCUCGCCAAGAGAAUUCAGAGGAUUCCGGUGAAGUUCAGUUUCUCAAAAAGUUCUAUCAUGAGUAGCUGUGUGAAGCCGAUAGAGCAGAAUAAAUCAGAACCAGUUGUUCUCCUCCAUAGUUUUGACAGUUCGUGUUUAGAAUGGAGAUAUGCAUAUCCAUUGCUCGAGGAUGCUGGACUCGAGACAUGGGCUGUGGACAUUCUUGGAUGGGGUUUUUCUGAUUUGAAAAAGCUUCCAUCAUCUGGUGUUGCUGCCAAGCGUGAACAUCUUUAUCAGCUUUGGAGAUCACAUAUUCAGCGACCAAUGGUAUUAGUAGGUCCAAGCCUUGGUGCUGCGGUUGCCAUUGACUUUGUAGUGCAUCAUCCUGAAACAGUGACGAGGUUGAUCUUGAUUGAUGCAAGUGUAUAUGCGGAAGGCACCGGAAUUCUCAGUAAAUUACCCCGAGCAUUAGCAUAUGCUGGGGUGUCUCUACUGAAGAGCACUCCAUUAAGGUUUUACGCCUGUAAGUUGGCCUUCAAGAAGCUUUCACUUAGCAAAUCAUUUGACUGGACAAAUGCAGGUCGCCUUCACUGUUUACUACCUUGGUGGGAAGAUGCAACGGUUGAUUUUAUGAUAAGCGGAGGCUAUGAUGUCAGGCGUCAAAUAAAGCAGGUAAAACAGAAGACGCUCAUCAUAUGGGGCGAGGAUGAUAGGCUUAUAUGCAGUGAGCUGGCACUGAAGUUGCAUGAAGAAUUGCCCAAUUCAAUAUUGCAAAAAAUACCAAAUUGUGGGCAUUUUCCGCAUGUAGAGAAGCCAGAAAUUGUUGCUGAAACCAUCUUCAGGUUUGUACGAGACAGCACAGUUAAUGGAAAGCCAGUGCUUUCUGUUGACAAAAGUGAUGUUCUUAAUGGAAAGCCAGUGCUUUGUGUUGACAAGAGUGAUGUUCUUAAAUAGGAUUUGUAAGUGUAUAGUUCAAUCCAACGGGCCCUUAU